This is a messenger RNA of Sclerotinia trifoliorum, 7203 nucleotides long. Lineage: Eukaryota; Fungi; Ascomycota; Leotiomycetes; Helotiales; Sclerotiniaceae. The record is from the annotation of a GenBank genome assembly.
UCAACACCUCAAUUUCAUACCACCCAUGCCAAUUAACCUCUAUUUUUCAAUGAAGUUCGAAUAAACUAAAGACUUUCCUUAAUUGUGAACAGUUCUUUUACUAGAUUUGUCGAUUUUCUUCUUUAGAAGUAAACAACUUCACCCUUUCUCCCCGCCAUUGUGGCAUUUCAUAUACACUCACAAUAAUGCCACCACGAAAACCACAGUAUGGCUUUCGCCGUGGAGGAAAGCAAGCAUAUCAUGGACCUCGGAAAGCGAAAACCUUCGAAAGGUCAUCCGGCAGAAAUGAAGGCACAUCUUUGGAGGAAAAGUUAGAAGCUGUUAAACUGGGCCAUUCAGUAGAUGAAGCCAUGGGGUUUCCGCGGCAUGAAUCUGGCAAGAAGAAGAUUGGAUGGUUGGUUAAUAUAAAGGCUACAACAGUUGAGGACGAGAAGCAUUUGGAAGGUCGAGCUGGAGUCGAUUGCUACUUUAUUGAGGAUGAUGGAGGAACUUUCAAAGCGACAGUCGAAUAUGAACCUUAUUUUCUGGUCGCGGUCAAGAGAGGAUAUGAGCCAGAGGCUGAAGAAUGGCUGAAAAGGGCUCCGGGUGGUGGAGUUGUGAAGAGUAUAAAAAGAGUGGAAAAAGAGGAUUUGUCAAUGCCAAAUCAUCUACUGGGUUACAGGCGGACUUUCUUUGAGUGCAGGUUUAGGAAUGUGUCGGAUCUGCUGGCAGCUAGGAAGGAUAUUAUGCCGGUGGCGGAGAAGAAUAAAAAGAAUAUGAAUGCGAUGGAUACUUAUGCGGAAGUUGCCAGGUAGGUUUUGAAGACAUUGAAAGAUUUUAGGGAGGAGACUAACCUAGAACUAGUGCAAAUGCUGGAUUCGACCUUUUUGACGACUCACGAGAUGAUGAUAAACGACUUAAUGUUUCUGUUGCGGAGGGUAGUGACUUUAUUGUAGAUAUUAGGGAAUGGGAUGUACCGUACCAUGUACGGGUAAUGAUAGAUCAAGGUAAUGAAGGGUAUGCAGCUCAUUAGCAGUCAAACUGACAUAAUGCAGAUAUAAGAACGGGAAAAUGGUAUUCGGUGGAGGCAAAACACGGCACGACGAAAUUAAAAUGUCUCGAAGACCGUUUAGCAAGAGCCGAUCCAGUAGUUAUGGCAUACGAUAUUGAAACGACGAAACUUCCUUUAAAAUUUCCAGAUGCAACAAUCGAUCAGAUUAUGAUGAUAUCGUACAUGAUAGAUGGGCAAGGGUUUUUGAUCACGAACCGAGAGAUCGUUUCUGAAGACAUCGAGGAUUUCGAAUAUACACCAAAACCUGAAUACGAUGGACCUUUUAUGAUUUUUAAUGAACCCGACGAGAAGGCUGUUAUCGAACGUUUCUUCCUCCAUAUUAAGGAGGCACGACCUACAGUAAUAGCUACAUAUAACGGAGAUUUCUUCGAUUGGCCCUUUGUGGAUGCGCGAGCAAGUGUUAAUGGUAUUGAUAUGUACCGGGAGAUUGGAUGGCGCAGGAGUCAAAGCGAGGAUCAGUACAUAUGUGACUAUAGUGCUCACAUGGAUUGUUUCCAUUGGGUCAACCGUGAUAGUUAUCUGCCUCAAGGAAGUCGAGGUCUGAAAGCUGUAACAACAGCAAAGCUCGGUUACGAUCCCGAUGAAAUUGAUCCGGAAUUGAUGUUGAGAUAUGCCAGCGAGAAACCUCAGACGCUCGCAGAAUAUUCCGUCUCCGAUGCUGUAGCAACAUACUAUUUGUACAUGAAAUACGUACAUCCGUUCAUUUUCUCUUUAUGUACUAUUAUUCCUCUAGGACCAGAUGCAGUUUUGCGAAAAGGGACAGGAACCCUUUGUGAGAUGUUACUCAUGGUACAGGCUUACCAAAAAGAAAUCGUUCUGCCUAAUAAGCAUGUGUCACCGAAAGAAUCAUUUUGGGAAGGUCAUUUACUAGAGUCAGAAACCUAUGUCGGUGGACAUGUCGAGAGUAUUGAGGCCGGUGUCUUUAGGGCUGACAUACCUGUUAAUUUUGCGGUUGAUACAACCGCUAUCGAUGAACUUCUUGAGGACUUGGAUGCUGCACUAAAAUUCAGUAUCACGGUAGAAGAGAAGAAAUCGCUGGAUGAUAUCGACAAUUACGAGGAAGUUAAACAACAAAUCACAGAACGUCUAAAUAGUCUUAAGAAAACCGCAAAUCGAAGCGAGAAACCCCUGAUUUAUCAUUUGGAUGUCGCUUCCAUGUAUCCGAACAUUAUGACGACAAAUCGACUGCAGCCGGAUUCUAUGAUUCAAGAAUCAGAUUGCGCGGCAUGCGAUUUCAAUCGACCUGGUAAAACAUGCGAUCGAAGAAUGCCUUGGGCAUGGAGAGGCGAAUAUCUUCCAGCGAAGAGGGACGAGUAUCUUAUGAUCAGGCAUUCGCUUGAGAAUGAACGAUUUCCAGGAAAAUAUCCUAACCAACCAAGCAGAACUUUUCAGGAUCUUUCAUAUGAAGAGCAAGCUGGGCUGAUUCGGAAGCGCUUGCAAACGUACAGUCAGAAGAUCUAUCACAAGAUUCACGACCAGACCACGAUUGAAAGAGAAGCAAUUAUUUGUCAACGAGAAAAUCCCUUUUAUAUCGAUACUGUGAAGGACUUCAGAGAUCGUCGAUAUGAUUACAAGGGUAAACAGAAAGUCUGGAAAGGCAAGACUGAUGCUCUCAAAUCAGCGGGUGCCCCGGCAGCUGAGGUCGAAGAUGCGAAGAAAAUGAUUGUAUUGUUCGACUCCCUACAAUUGGCUCACAAGGUCAUUCUGAACUCCUUUUACGGUUAUGUGAUGAGAAAAGGUUCUCGAUGGUACUCUAUGGAGAUGGCUGGUGUCACGUGUUUGACUGGAGCUCACAUUAUUCAAAUGGCUCGACAGCUAGUUGAACGAAUUGGACGUCCUCUAGAACUGGACACAGAUGGUAUUUGGUGUAUGCUUCCGGCCACAUUUCCUGAAAAUUAUGCCUUCAAGAUGAAGAACGGCAAGAAACUCGCCAUCUCGUACCCUUGCGUCAUGUUGAAUCAUCUUGUUCACGACAAAUUCACGAAUCAUCAAUACCAAACCCUUACUGAUCCGAAAACCUUCAAGUACGAAACGCAUAGCGAUAAUUCCAUUUUCUUCGAAGUCGACGGUCCUUAUCGUGCUAUGAUUUUGCCUACUUCCAAGGAAGAAGACAAGAAUUUGAAGAAACGUUAUGCUGUGUUCAACGACGACGGUAGUUUAGCGGAAUUGAAGGGAUUCGAGGUGAAGCGAAGAGGAGAGUUGAAACUCAUCAAGAUUUUUCAACAGCAAAUCUUCAAAUUCUUCUUGGAGGGCACAACCCUUGAAGAGACCUAUCAAGCAGUUGCAAAAGUUGCGAAUCAAUGGCUUGAUGUUCUCGACUCUAAAGGGAAAACUCUCGCCGAUGCGGAGCUUAUCGAUCUCAUUUGUGAAAACAGAAGUAUGUCAAAGAGUUUAGAGGAAUAUGGCUCACAAAAGUCAACUUCCAUUACUACUGCAAAGCGUUUGGCCGAGUUCUUGGGAGAACAAAUGGUGAAAGAUAAAGGUUUGAAUUGCAAGUAUAUUAUUUGCGCCAAGCCAAGACAUGCACCCGUCACAGAACGAGCUGUGCCGGUUGCUAUCUUCUCAUCGGAUAUAUCGGUGAAGCGACACUUUUUGCGCAAAUGGUUGAAGGAGGAUCCGACAGAUAUGGAUCCAAGAGCUCUUUUGGAUUGGGAUUAUUAUUCUGAACGUCUUGGCUCUGUCAUCCAGAAGCUAAUUACCAUUCCUGCGGCUCUUCAGAAAUGUUCAAAUCCGGUGCCGAGAGUAGCACAUCCAGAUUGGCUACAAAGAAGAAUUCGGAUCAAGGAUGAUAAGAUGAAGCAAAAGAAAAUGACUGAUAUGUUCGCCAAGACACCUCUUGAGGACAUAUCAAACUUGCAGGACCCAAGAAUGGCCGAUAUGGAGGAUUUUGGCACACAACUUCUGAAGCCGAAGACGCUAGGUUCACAGCUCAAUGCAGCGUCGCAGAAGCCCAUGAAGAGAAAAUCUGCUGAACCUGCGGUAGCAGUAUCCAUAAAUCCAUUUGCCGCGCUUCCUGAAAAAAUGCCGUCACCGAGCGAAGAUUAUGAAGGAUUCUUAGAGUAUCAAAAACAGAAAUGGAAGAUUCAGAAACAGGCGAGAAUACGUCGUCGACAUCUAUUUGGUGAAAACCGUGGUGCCCAAAGCAAUAUUGCGACGACUUUCCAGAAUCAAGCUGAACAGUUGUUCAAGAGCACGUGGCAAGUCUUACAAUUGAGGGGGACUGAAAGUCCAGGUGUUGUUCUUGCGUUCGUUCUUAUUGACUGGAAAGUACACACAUUGAAAGUUAAAGUUCCGAGAACAGUCUUCCUAAAUUUGAAAGGCAGGGAAUUGCCAGAUAUCGAGAUUGAUGGUUGUGAAGCUGAGAAAGUUAGCCAUACACUGCCGAACGGACAUCCAUCGGUUCAUUUGUUCAAACUCACAAUGUCUGAAGAUGUCUAUGUCAACGAAGCACAGAAGAUAUCUUUACUUUUCAAUCACCCGAGUGUGGAGGGUGUUUAUGAAAAGCAAGUUCCACUCAAUAUCCGUGCCGUACUCCAACUGGGUAGUCUGUGUACCUUUGAUGAGACUCAGCCUGGAGUUCUCGGAAAAGGUCUUGAGCAAGGUUUCGAUCUAUCUGGACUUCGUCGCGCUUCGCCAAGGAAUCCAUAUCUCUCACAUUCACCAAUGGCAUAUCUCUACCUCUACCAUGUUAUUGCUGGAGAUAGACAGAUCUUUGCACUUUUCUCGACUUCGAAGGAGCAGGCACAUGUUGUCAUCCUUCAGAAGACUAAGGUUGCUGAGCAGGAUUUGCCCAACAUUGCGAAGACCUACGCGGACUGCAUCGCCAAACGUCAUCAGGAUGCUAAUGGAGGAGUGUGGCAAAAUUGUUUUGAUUAUCAAGAAAAGAUCCAGUUUAAAAUCAGUCAGGUCACAACAAGGAGGAAAGCAUUACUCGAGGUCGGUGACAUGGUAAAGAAAAUGAAGAACGAUGAAAUAAAGCCGCUCAUGCUUGUCGUACAAUCUCCGCAAAGAAGAUUACUUGUACACGAUGUACCCAUUCUUGGAGAUUUGCCGAUACUUCCGCUGAAGUCCGAUAUCCAGGAUAGCAAGCUUCCUCCUCUCAACUGGCAAUCUGUCAUUGCAAAGCGUUUGGUGAACCACUACUUGAGUCUCGGGGAAUGGGUUGUUCAUUUAACUGAGCUCGCGAGAUAUGGGGAUGUACCACUUUGUAAUCUUGAAAGAGAUGAUCCUCGAUUUUUGAUCGAUGUAGCCUAUGCCAGAAGAUUGCAAAAGAAUAAUGUUGUUUUGUGGUGGUCUGCUGGUCCCAAGCCAGAUCAUGCUGGCUAUGAACUCGAUGAUGUGCUCGGUGGUCUUGAUACGGUGCAAAUGCCAUCUGUUAAUAACCCUGGUACUUACCCUUCUGUUUGUAUUGAGCUUGAUGUCAGAAACUUGGCUAUCAAUACUAUCCUGACUUCCUCUUUGAUCAAUGAGCUCGAGGGUAGCGACUCGAUAUCUUUCAAUCCUGCUGCACCGUCUGAUGAUGCACCCAGUGAUGGUACUAAUGUUCUCUAUGCUGAGAAUGCCUUUGCUACCGCCGGUGUUACAGUCCUUCGAGAAAUGGUCAAAGCUUGGUGGACUGAAGCCUGCAAAGGUAGUAGCAUGGCGGAUAUCAUGGUCCAGCAUCUUGUACGCUGGGUUGAAAAUCCUGACUCAUUCCUAUAUGACCGGUCAUUACAUUACUAUGUCCAGAUGAUGUCUCGAAAAGCAUUCCAGCAGCUCAUGACCGAUUUCAGACGUGUCGGAUCUCACGUCGUUUUCGCCAAUUCAAAUCGACUGCUAUUGCAAACAACAAAAGCCGAAGUCGGGAACGCAUAUGCGUAUAGUCAAUAUAUCCUCAAGUCGAUCAAAGCAAAGCCACUAUUCCAUUUUCUUGACCUUGAAAUCAAGGAGUAUUGGGAUUAUCUAGUCUGGUACGACGAAUUCAAUUAUGGUGGCAAAGGUUGCUCGGAAGUCGUUGAAGCUGAAAAUCAAAAGCUGGAUAACAUCAUGCAUUGGCAACUGAGUAAUUUCCUCCCUGAGAAAUUACAACAAAUAUUCAACGACUGGGUUCUAGAAUUUAUCGAUAUAAUGCACGGCCUGAAGAAACCUCAUCUCGGCAUCGAUUCUACACCUCGAGCCACCCAACUUCCAGUCCGAAAUCUAGGCGACGACAAGGAAGAUAAGAUCAUCCUUGGGAAAAGCUUCGAAAAGCCCCUGAAGAAACAAAUCGCCGGUAUAAUCCGCAGACAAAAAGACGAAAUGCUCCAUCCCGAACUCGCCGAAGAUUACAAAUUCCCCAUCCUCCCGGGUUCGCACCUCAAACCCACAAACCCAGCCCUAGAACUCGUAAAAAGUCUCAUGCAAGUACUAUCCCUCGACAAAAACAUCACACUAGAAGCGCGUCUCCUCCGCAAAGAACUCCUCGAAAUGUUUGAAAUCCGCGAAUUUUCCCACGAUGCCAAAUUUCAAAAUCCUUCCAUCUCGGCUAAACUCUUCACCGUCGUCUGCGACUCCUGUACCACGUCGCGCGAUAUGGAUUUCUGUCGCGACGAGGAUUUACUUCCGAAUGCUGAGGGAAGCUGGAGUUGGAAAUGUGCGUUUUGUCAUCUCGAGUUUGAUCAUUUGGGUAUAGAGGAGAGGAUUAUUGCGGAGGUUAUGGCCGUCCUGGCCGAGUGGGUCGGUCAGGAUUUAAAGUGUAAGAGGUGUGCAGGCCUUAAGGUUAAUGAUUUGAGGCAGGGGUGUGGGUGUGGGGGAGUGGGGGAGAGUGUGGAUCGCGCGGUGGUGAGGAAGAAGGUUGAGGGGUGGGGGUGUGGCGAAAGCUUAUGGGUUGAGGAUGUUGGGGGCGGUUAUGGAGGAGGUCUUGGGGGGACUGUAGGAUUGGUUGCUUGGUUGGUUCGAGUUUUGGGAUGGGGCUAGGGCUGGAACUAGGGUUGGAGCUUUGGUUUAUUUUUGGGUGCUGGUAGGGACUUUGUGGAAUAUGGAUCGAUUUGCUGAAUUGCAUAGCGUUUCGUGUUUACCGAUUAUAUAACCUAUGUUCCGGAUUCCGAAAUGAAAAUCUGAGAUGAGCUCAGCUGAGUUCGGAAUAUCAAAACUGCGUAAUGGUGUGGAACAUAUCACAUAAUCGAAGACUUUUU